Vigna radiata var. radiata (mung bean) is the source of this 2312-nucleotide messenger RNA. RefSeq names its product heat shock cognate 70 kDa protein 2. Gene Ontology annotation, biological process: cellular response to unfolded protein; protein refolding. The record is from RefSeq. NCBI's taxonomy places the organism in Eukaryota, Viridiplantae, Streptophyta, Magnoliopsida, Fabales, Fabaceae. Gene Ontology annotation, cellular component: cytoplasm. Gene Ontology annotation, molecular function: heat shock protein binding; ATP hydrolysis activity; ATP-dependent protein folding chaperone.
GUGGUGUUGUCGCUGUGGUUUUUCAUUUUCUUCCUUCCUUUUAGAUCUCUUGUUUGUCUCAGAUACACGUUGAAAAACAAUGGCCGGAAAAGGUGAGGGUCCUGCUAUCGGAAUCGAUCUUGGAACCACGUACUCUUGUGUCGGGGUCUGGCAACAUGACCGCGUUGAAAUCAUUGCCAACGACCAAGGCAACAGAACGACGCCGUCUUACGUUGGAUUCACCGACACCGAGCGUCUAAUCGGUGACGCCGCCAAGAACCAAGUCGCCAUGAACCCCAUCAACACCGUCUUCGAUGCAAAGAGGUUGAUUGGUCGUAGAUUCAGCGAUGCCCCUGUUCAGAGUGAUAUCAAAUUGUGGCCUUUUAAGGUUAUUGCUGGUCCUGCAGAUAAGCCAACUAUUGUAGUUAACUACAAGGGCGAGGAGAAACAAUUUGCUGCUGAGGAAAUCUCUUCCAUGGUGCUCAUGAAGAUGCGUGAAAUUGCUGAGGCUUACCUGGGUUCUACAGUGAAGAAUGCUGUCGUUACCGUCCCUGCUUACUUCAAUGAUUCUCAGCGUCAAGCCCAAGGAUGCUGCGUUAUUGCUGGUCUCAAUGUCAUGCGUAUUAUCAAUGAGCCUACUGCAGCUGCCAUUGCAUAUGGUCUUGAUAAGAAAGCAUCAAGUGUGGGUGAGAAGAACGUUUUGAUCUUUGAUCUUGGUGGUGGCACAUUCGAUGUUUCUUUACUUACUAUCGAAGAGGGCAUCUUUGAGGUGAAAGCCACAGCUGGUGACACCCAUCUUGGAGGAGAGGAUUUUGAUAACAGGAUGGUGAACCACUUUGUGCAAGAGUUUAAGAGGAAGAACAAGAAGGACAUAAGUGGAAACCCCAGAGCACUUAGAAGGUUGAGGACUGCUUGUGAGAGGGCAAAGAGAACCUUGUCAUCUACUGCUCAGACUACCAUUGAAAUUGAUUCUCUAUAUGAGGGAAUCGAUUUCUACUCCACCAUUACUCGUGCAAGAUUUGAGGAGCUCAAUAUGGACCUCUUCAGAAAAUGUAUGGAACCAGUGGAGAAGUGUUUGAGGGAUGCUAAGAUGGACAAAAGAAGCGUGGACGAUGUUGUCCUUGUUGGUGGUUCUACCAGAAUUCCCAAGGUUCAGCAACUACUCCAGGACUUCUUUAAUGGAAAGGAGCUGUGCAAGAGCAUCAACCCUGAUGAGGCUGUUGCUUAUGGUGCGGCUGUCCAGGCUGCGAUCUUAAGUGGUGAAGGCAAUGAGAAGGUUCAAGAUCUUCUCCUUCUCGAUGUUACUCCUCUAUCUCUUGGGUUGGAGACCGCCGGUGGUGUGAUGACUGUCCUGAUCCCUAGGAACACUACAAUUCCGACAAAGAAAGAACAGGUGUUCUCAACUUACUCUGAUAACCAGCCUGGUGUGUUGAUCCAGGUCUUUGAAGGUGAGAGAGCAAGGACCAGAGAUAACAAUUUGUUGGGCAAAUUUGAACUUUCUGGCAUUCCUCCUGCUCCCAGGGGUGUUCCACAAAUUACAGUGUGCUUUGACAUAGAUGCCAAUGGUAUCUUGAACGUCUCUGCUGAAGAUAAAACCACUGGCCAGAAAAACAAGAUCACUAUCACCAAUGACAAGGGUAGGUUGUCGAAGGAAGAUAUUGAGAAGAUGGUUCAAGAGGCUGAGAAAUACAAAUCCGAGGAUGAAGAGCAUAAGAAGAAGGUCGAGGCCAAGAACGCCUUGGAAAAUUACGCUUACAAUAUGAGGAACACUGUGAAGGAUGACAAAAUUGGUGGCAAACUGGAUCCUGCUGACAAGAAAAAGAUUGAGGAUGCAAUUGAGCAAGCUAUCCAAUGGUUGGACAGCAACCAGCUUGCAGAGGCAGAUGAGUUUGAGGAUAAAAUGAAGGAAUUGGAAAGCGUCUGCAAUCCUAUCAUUGCCAAAAUGUACCAGGGUGGUGCCGGUCCAGACAUGGGCGGUGCUCCUCCAGCAGAUGAUGAAUAUACUCCUUCUGGUGGAAGUGGGGCUGGCCCCAAGAUUGAGGAAGUCGACUAAAUCAUAUCUGCUUUUCAUCACUCAAAUUGUUUUCUUCUCAGAACCUAUUUUGAUGCUUUUUUGUUGGAUUUAACUGCAUUAUAAUUCUUCUUGCAUCGGAUACUCAUUAUUUUACCCGUCUGGACAUACCUUGCUUGAAGCAUUAUGUUGUUAUGUUUAUGUUUUUAGAUGGUUAGAUUGAGGAUACUCAAUUAUCUAGAUACAUAGAUUAUUCUAGAUUAUUCUGUUAUCUUUAGUCAACAUUUGUGUUAUGUGAAGUUCUCAGAACUUUUUUAUGUUU